CCCACCACCAUCACCAUCAGCAUUAUUAUUUGUUUGUUUGCACAAUGCCCGGCUUCGGAGUGCGCCUGGCGCUGCUACUUGGGAUUUUUUCGCACGUUGAAUUGCUUUCGCCGACCCUGGCGGCCGAAGAACAAAUCCUACAAAACAACCCCAAGGUUCGAGUUGAUGCUUUUUUAGAUGCACAGAAGACGUGCAGUCCCAAACAGUUUGCAUGCAAGGACCAGAUAACCUGCAUAUCCAAAGGAUGGAGAUGUGAUGGGGAAAAGGACUGUCCUGAUGGCUCAGAUGAAGCACCUGAUGUUUGUCCUCACCACAAGGAUUUUAAGUGUGCUGUGAAUGAAUACCAGUGCUUGGGAUCGGACAUAUGUAUUCACAUGAGCAAGCUCUGUAAUGGAAUAGCUGACUGUUCUGAUUCAUAUGAUGAAGGACCCCACUGUAGAGAGUUUGCAGAGAACUGUACGAAAACUGGUUGUAAAUACAGAUGUGCUGUCACAAAUGAUGGACCAGUCUGCUACUGCAACAACAGUUAUGAGUUAGCAGAGGAUGGCAAAACUUGUAAAGAUUUUAAUGAAUGUGCAAUAUAUGGAACAUGUAGUCAAACAUGCACAAACACGGAUGGGUCCUACAUAUGUAGCUGUGUGGAAGGUUAUCUGCUGCAACCAGAUAACAAAUCAUGCAAAGCAAAAAAUGAACCGGUUGAUAGGCCACCAGUGUUGCUUAUUGCUAAUUCCCAGAACAUUAUGGCCACAUACCUGCACGGGGGAAGUAUCCAUACUGUCAACCCUAUAAGUACCAAACAGACGACAGCAAUGGAUUUCAUUUAUGCUGAUGAGACAGUCUGUUGGGUCUACGUUGGAGAUGCUGCCGCUGAAACGCUGCUUAAAUGUGCCAAGAUCACAAAUCUUAAAGGAUUUACAGAUGAACGUGUGAUCAAUAUUUCACUCAGUGUCCACCAUGUGGAACAAAUGGCCAUCGACUGGUUGACUGGAAAUUUCUACUUUGUGGAUGAUGUUGAUAAUCGUAUAUUUGUGUGCAAUAAAAAUGGAGACACCUGCGUGAUAUUGCUUGAUGUGGAAUUAUACAACCCCAAAAGCAUUGCUCUGGAUCCAACUAUGGGAAAAGUGUUCUUCGCCGAUUAUGGGCAGAUUCCUAAAGUAGAGAGAUGUGACAUGGAUGGUCAGAACAGAACAAAGCUGGUCGACAGUAAGAUAGUAUUCCCUCAUGGAAUUGCACUUGAUCUGGUGAAUAAACUGGUAUAUUGGGCUGAUGCAUAUCUGGACUACAUUGAAGUGGUGGAUUAUGAAGGCAAAAACAGGCACGCCAUCAUCCAAGGACAGUUUAUCGAACAUUUAUACGGUCUCACAGUAUUUGAGAAUUAUCUGUAUGCCACAAAUUCUGAUAAUGCCAACGGACAGCAGAAAACCAGUGUAAUCCGAGUGAAUCGUUUCAACAAAACGGACUUCCAAGUGGUGACGCGUGUUGAUAAAGGAGGAGCCCUUCAUGUCUAUCACCAGCGACGGCAGUCAACAGUGAGAAGCCAUGCUUGUGAGCCUGAUCAAUUCAACAAACCCGGUGGAUGCUCUGAUAUCUGUCUUCUGGGCAACAGUCACAAAUCACGCACUUGCCGUUGCCGGUCUGGAUUUAGUUUGGGCAGUGAUGGCAAAUCCUGCAAAAAACCUGAUCACGAACUUUUUCUGGUGUAUGGCAAGGGUCGUCCUGGUAUUAUCCGAGGAAUGGACAUGAAUGCUAAAGUACCCGAUGAGUAUAUGAUACCGAUAGAAAAUCUGGUGAACCCUCGUGCUUUGGACUUCCAUGCAGAAUCGAGCUUCAUCUACUUUGCUGACACUACAAGCUACCUAAUUGGGCGACAGAAAAUUGAUGGUACAGAAAGAGAAACUAUACUAAAAGAUGGUCUCAAUAAUGUGGAGGGCAUUGCAGUAGAUUGGAUGGGAAACAAUCUUUACUGGACAGAUGAUGGUCCAAAAAAGACUAUCAGUGUAGCUCGACUAGAAAAGGCUUCUCAAACCAGAAAGACUUUAAUAGAAGGGAAGAUGACUCAUCCUCGUGCAAUUGUUGUGGAUCCAUUAAAUGGGUGGAUGUAUUGGACAGACUGGGAAGAAGAUCCUAAAGACACAAAGAGAGGCAAGAUUGAGAGAGCUUGGAUGGAUGGUACAAAUCGUAAUAUCUUUAUGACCUCCAAAACUAUUCUGUGGCCAAAUGGUUUGAGUUUGGAUAUUCCUAAUGGAGUACUAUAUUGGUGUGAAGCAUACUAUGACCGAAUUGAGAGAGUCUUCUUGAAUGGCACAGAUAGAAGGACUGUAUAUGAAGGUGGUGAACUUAUCCAUCCUUUUGGAUUUACACAUUACAAUAAUUACCUCUUCUGGACCGAGUACAGAAGUGGGGGAAUUUACCAACUUGAUCAGACAACAAAAGCUGUUACGCUUUUGAGAAGUGAAAGACCACCCACCUUUGAAAUCCGAAUGUAUGAUGCUCAACACCAACAAGGUACUAAUGCUUGUCGUGUGAACAAUGGUGGUUGCAGCAGUCUGUGUCUGGCAAUUCCCAAUGGACGAUCAUGUGCUUGUGCAGAGGAUCAGCUUCUUGAUGAUGAUAAUGUAACUUGCAAAGCAAAUCCUGCAUAUAUCCCUCCACCACUGUGCCAACCUGGAGAGUUUGCCUGUAAAAAUGGGCGCUGUAUACAGGAACGCUGGAAGUGUGACGGAGAUAAUGACUGUUUGGAUAACAGCGAUGAAGUGCCAGAAAUCUGUCAUCAGCACACCUGCCCCUCUGACCGCUUCAAAUGCCAGAACAAUCGCUGCAUCCCCAUUAGGUGGCUUUGCGACGGGGACAAUGACUGCGGCAACAACGAAGACGAAUCAAACUCUACCUGUUCAGCCCGAACCUGCCCACCCAACCAGUUUUCCUGUACUAAUGGUAGGUGUAUCCCCAUUUCCUGGACGUGCGAUUUGGAUGAUGAUUGCGGUGACCGAUCUGAUGAGCCAGCCUCAUGUGCCUAUCCAACUUGCUUUCCUUUAACCCAGUUCACGUGCAACAAUGGGCGGUGUAUAAAUAUAAACUGGCGCUGUGAUGCUGAUAAUGACUGUGGCGAUGGCAGUGAUGAGGCUGGCUGCAGCCACUCUUGUUCCAGUGCUCAGUUCAAAUGUAACAGUGGUCGCUGUAUACCUGAACACUGGACAUGUGAUGGGGAUAACGACUGUGGAGAUUAUAGCGACGAAACUAAUGCAAACUGCACUAAUCAAGCAACAAGACCUCCAGGUGGUUGCCAUGCUGAUGAAUUCCAGUGUCGUAUGGAUGGGCUGUGCAUUCCCAAGCGCUGGAGAUGUGAUGGAGACACAGAUUGUGUAGAUUCUAGUGAUGAACGGAAUUGUGAAGGAGUGACUCGUGUGUGUGACCCAAAUAUAAAAUUUGCUUGCAAGGACUUUGGAAGGUGCAUCAGUAAGACUUGGGUGUGUGAUGGUGACAAUGAUUGUGAGGACAAUUCAGAUGAAGAGAAUUGCGAUUCAUUAGUUUGUAAACCUCCUUCCCAUUCUUGUGCUAAAAACACGUCAGUCUGUCUCCCACCUGAGAAGCUUUGUGAUGGAAAUGAUGACUGUGGUGAUGGUUCUGAUGAAGGUGAACUUUGUGAUCAGUGUUCUUUGAAUAACGGAGGCUGCAGUCACAACUGCACCGUCGCUCCUGGGGACGGAAUUGUGUGCUCCUGCCCCCUUGGAAUGGAACUGGGACCUGACAAGAAAGCAUGCCUCAUUCAGAGCUACUGUGCCAAGCAUCUGAAAUGUAGUCAACGUUGUGAACAGUCCAAAAACAUAGUGAAAUGUUCUUGUUAUGAAGGCUGGAUGCUGAUGCUGGAUGGGGAGAACUGUGCCAGUUCAGAUCCUUUUAAACCAUUCAUUAUUUUUUCAAACCGCCACGAGAUCCGUCGCAUUGAUCUUCGCAAAGGAGACUACAGUGUGCUGGUUCCGGGUCUCAGGAACACGAUUGCACUAGAUUUUCACCUGAAUCAAAGUUCCCUGUAUUGGACUGAUGUGGUAGAAGAUAAGAUAUACAGAGGGAAACUAUCUGAGAGUGGAGACCUUCCAUGGAAAGUAGAAGGGAGGUCGGGGGAACAAUCGAUAGGAGGAAAGGGCGUUUCAUCACGAGCUCUUAGCAGUGUCGAGGUGGUUGUACAAUAUGGCCUGGCCACUCCAGAAGGACUGGCAGUUGACUGGAUUGCUGGCAACAUUUACUGGGUAGAGAGUAAUUUGGAUCAGAUUGAAGUGGCAAAACUAGAUGGCUCGAUGCGCACCACACUGAUUGCUGGUGAUAUUGAGCACCCACGAGCUAUUGCAUUGGAUCCCAGAGAUGGAAUUUUAUUUUGGACGGACUGGGAUGCCAGCUUGCCAAGGAUUGAAGCAGCCUCUAUGAGUGGAGUUGGACGCCGUACUAUUCAUAAGGAAACUGGGGCUGGAGGCUGGCCAAAUGGCCUGACUGUGGACUAUCUGGAGAGGCGUAUUUUGUGGAUUGAUGCUAGGUCUGAUGCAAUUUAUUCUGCACUUUACGACGGAAGUAGGCUAAUAGAGGUACUGCGAGGCCAUGAGUAUCUGUCGCAUCCAUUUGCUGUGACUUUAUAUGGAGGAGAAGUCUACUGGACAGAUUGGAGGACCAACACCCUUGCAAAAGCGAACAAGUGGACAGGCAAUAAUGUGACUGUUGUACAGAGAACCAAUACACAACCAUUUGACCUUCAGGUGUAUCAUCCAUCCAGACAGCCACAAGCUCCAAACCCAUGUGCAGCUGAUGGUGGGAGAGGUCCUUGCUCACAUCUGUGUUUGAUAAAUUACAAUGCCACGCCAUCCUGUGCAUGCCCUCAUCUGAUGAAACUGGGUGAAGAUAAGAAAACCUGCUUUGAGUUCAGGAAAUUCCUGCUGUAUGCUCGUCAGAUGGAGAUUCGUGGAGUUGACAUUGACAAUCCUUAUUACAACUUCAUUAUUUCCUUCACUGUUCCUGACAUUGACAAUGUCACAGUGGUUGAUUACGAUGCUGUGGAGAGACGGAUUUAUUGGUCUGAUGUCAGGACUCAAACCAUCAAGCGUGCUUUCAUUAACGGCACUGGAGUAGAAAUCGUGGUUUCAGCAGAUGUGCCAAAUGCUCAUGGUCUUGCUGUUGACUGGGUAUCUAGGAACCUUUUCUGGACCAGUUAUGAUGCCAACAAAAAGCAAAUUAAUGUAGCCAGACUGGAUGGCUCCUUCAAGAAUGCUGUGAUUCAAGGUUUGGACAGGCCACACUGUCUUGUCUUGCAUCCAUGGAAAGGGAAACUGUUCUGGACAGAUGGGGAUACCCUCAAUACAGCUAACAUGGAUGGAACUAACCGCACUGUUUUAUUUGCAAAUCAGAAGGGGCCUGUUGGGCUGUCUAUUGAUUAUUUUGAAAACAAGUUAUACUGGAUCAGUUCAGGAAAUGGGUCCAUUAACAAAUGUAACCUGGAUGGAAGUGAUUUGGUGACCAUAGAAACCAUGAAGACAAAACUGACCAAAGCUACUGCUCUAGCCAUAAUGGGUGACAAACUAUGGUGGGCAGAUCAAACUACAGAGCAAAUGGGUACUUGUGAUAAGGAUGGAUUGAACACUGUUGUGUUACGCAACAGUACAACUCUGGUGAUGCACAUGAAGGUUUACGACGAAGACAUACAAAAUGGUACAAAUCCGUGCAGUGAGAAAAAUGGUGAUUGUUCUCAGCUCUGCUUACCUACAUCUGAAACCACAAGAGCUUGUAUGUGCACAGCAGGCUACAGUCUGAAGAGUGGGCAGCAGUCCUGUGAAGGUGUUGGCUCCUUCCUAUUGUAUUCAGUCCAUGAAGGAAUCAGAGGAAUUCCUCUUGAUCCCAACGAUAAGUCGGAUGCUCUUGUUCCUGUAUCAGGAACAUCUCUGGCUGUCGGUAUAGAUUUCCAUGCAGAGAAUGAUACUAUAUAUUGGGUAGAUAUGGGACUGAGCACCAUCAGUAGAGCGAAGCGAGACCAGACCUGGAGCGAAGAUGUUGUGACAAAUGGAAUAGGAAGAGUUGAAGGAAUAGCUGUCGACUGGAUUGCAGGGAAUAUUUAUUGGACCGACCAAGGAUUUGAUGUUAUUGAAGUGGCCAGACUGAACGGUUCAUUUCGUUAUGUGGUUGUUUCUCAAGGACUGGAUAAACCACGUGCCAUCACAGUUCAUCCAGAGAAAGGCUACCUCUUUUGGACUGAAUGGGGCCAAUAUCCAAGAAUUGAGAGGGCACGCCUGGAUGGGACUGAGAGAACAGUACUUGUGAACGUUAGCAUUAGCUGGCCAAAUGGAAUAUCCAUCGAUUAUGCGGAAGGAAAGCUUUAUUGGUGUGAUGCACGAACUGACAAAAUUGAGAGGAUUGAUCUGGAGAUGGGUGAGAAUCGAGAGGUUGUCCUAUCCAGCCACAAUAUGGACAUGUUUUCUGUUGCUGUAUUUGAGGAUUAUAUUUACUGGAGUGACAGGACCCACGCAAAUGGUUCCAUCAAAAGAGGCCAGAAAGAUAAUGCCACAGACUCUGUCUCUUUGAGAACUGGUAUUGGAGUGCAGCUCAAAGAUAUCAAAGUCUUUAACAGAAAGAGACAAAAAGGUACAAAUAUUUGUGCCAACAACAAUGGAGGAUGUCAACAGUUGUGUCUUUAUCGUGGAAAUGCUCAGAGAACGUGUGCUUGUGCUCAUGGAAUGCUUUCAGAAGAUGGCGUGAAGUGUCGUGAUUACGAUGGGUACCUUCUGUACUCUGAGCGGACAAUACUGAAAAGUAUCCACCUCUCGGAUGAAAACAAUCUCAAUUCACCAAUAAAACCAUUUGAGGACCCUGAAAACAUGAAGAAUGUUAUAGCAUUGGCUUUUGAUUAUGGUCAUGGUGCCAAAGGAGGAAACCGAAUCUUUUUCAGCGACAUACAUUUUGGUAACAUUCAACAGAUCAGUGAUGAUGGAUCAAAUAGAAAGACCAUUGUGGAAAAUGUUGGGUCAGUGGAAGGCUUGGCCUACCAUAGGGCUUGGGACGCUUUGUACUGGACCAGCUACACAACGUCCACCAUUACACGACAUAGUGUGGACCAGAGUCGUCUAGGAGCAUUUGAACGAGAAACAGUGGUAACAAUGUCCGGUGAUGAUCACCCCCGAGCAUUUGUGCUGGAUGAAUGUCUCAACUUGAUGUUUUGGACCAAUUGGAAUGAGCAGCAUCCUAGCAUCAUGAGGUCCACACUGACUGGAUCGAAUGUGUUUGUCAUCAUUGGCACAGACAUCCGAACACCAAAUGGCCUGGCCAUUGACCAUAAAGCAGAAAAAUUGUACUUCUCUGAUGCCACCUUAGAUAAGAUAGAGCGCUGUGAAUAUGAUGGAACAAGUAGACAGGUUAUCUUGAGAUCUGAGCCUGUCCAUUCCUUUGGGCUUGCAGUUUAUGGCGACUACAUAUUCUGGACUGACUGGGUCCGAAGGGCAGUCCUGCGUGCCGAUAAGUACACUGGAAGUGACCUAAGAGUACUCCGAGCUGACAUUCCGCAACAGCCAAUGGGCAUUAUUGCAGUAGCUAAUGACACCAACAGUUGUGAAUUAUCUCCAUGCAAAGUUAAUAAUGGUGGAUGUCAGGACCUGUGCCUGCUCACCCCUGAAGGACAUGUGAAUUGUUCCUGUCGCGGUGAGCGGAUGCUGUUGGAUGAUCUCACGUGCAAUGCUCCAAACUCGACCUGUGGAAUGGAUGAUUUUGAAUGUGGAAAUGGAGAUUGCAUUCGUUACAUUCUGACUUGUGAUAAGGUGGCAAACUGCAAAGAUAAGUCUGACGAAAAGCAGUCCUACUGUGCAAAUCGAAAAUGCAAGAAGGGCUUCAAGCACUGUUUGAAUGGUCGUUGCGUUCCUAACCAGAGCUGGUGUGAUGGGGUGGAUAGUUGUGGUGAUAAUUCUGAUGAAAUCUUCUGCAACAAGACGACAUGCACUGCAGAUGAAUUUCGAUGCAGGGAUGCAAGUUGUGUGGGAAACUCAAGCCGUUGCAACCAGAUUAUUGAUUGUGAAGAUGCAUCAGAUGAGCUGAAUUGCACCUUUGUUACUGACUGCACUUACUACUUCAAGUUGGGGGUGAAAGGCCACACAUUUCACAAGUGCGAGCAGACCUCGCUUUGCUACCUUCAGGCCUGGCUCUGCGAUGGUGCCAAUGACUGUGGAGAUUAUUCAGACGAGAGAAACUGUCCAGAUCAAAGGAAGCCCAAGUGUCCUGCAAACUAUUUUGCCUGUUCCAGCGGCCUCUGCAUCCCUAUGUCAUGGUCAUGUGAUAAGGAAGAUGAUUGUGAAAAUGGAGAAGAUGAGACACACUGCAAUAAAUUUUGCGCCUAUUCGGAGUUUGAGUGUGAUAAUCACAAGUGCAUCACCAAUCGCUGGCUUUGUGAUGGAGCUGAUGAUUGUGGAGAUGGUUCUGAUGAGGACAGUCGAUGCAGUUCAGUGACUUGUGCGCCAGGAUUAUUUAAGUGUCUCGGUUCACACAUGUGCGUGCCUCAGGCCUGGAUGUGUGACGGUGAACAAGACUGUCCGGACGGAGCAGAUGAAAGUUUGGCAUCUGGCUGCCUGUACAAUAACACCUGUGAUUCUAAUGAGUUCAUGUGUCAGAACAAACAGUGCAUACCAAAGCAUUUUGUGUGUGACCACGACAGCGACUGUGGGGAUGGAUCAGAUGAAUCUCCUGAAUGUGAAUAUCCAACCUGUGGUCCCAAUGAGUUCCGCUGUGCUAAUGGAAGGUGUUUAAUUAACAGUCACUGGGAAUGUGAUGGAGAGUUUGAUUGUCAUGACAUGUCUGACGAAGCUCCCAAAAAUCCACACUGCACCAAUUCUGAGAAGAAAUGCAAUGAUUCUUUCUUCCUGUGUAACAAUGGAAAAUGUGUCAAUGAAACAGUUCUAUGUGAUAACAACAAUGACUGUGAAGACGGAUCAGAUGAACUGAACUGUUUUAUUAAUGAAUGUCUGAAUAAGAAACUUAGCGGAUGCUCACAAGAGUGUGAAGAUCUGAAAAUUGGAUUCAAAUGCAGGUGUCGGCCUGGAUUCAGACUGAAGGAUGAUGGAAAGACUUGUGUUGAUGUUGAUGAGUGUAUUACAACCUACCCCUGCAGCCAGUACUGUCUGAAUACUUUUGGAAGUUACAAAUGUGCUUGCUCCGAAGGUUAUAUCUUGAAACAAAAUGAUCAGACAAGUUGCAAAUCCACAUCAGAUGAUGAAGCCUUCCUGAUUUUUGCUAACCGCUACUACUUAAGAAAACUCAACUUGAAUGGUUCCAACUAUAUCUUGCUAAAACAAGGUUUGAAUAAUGCUGUAGCGUUAGACUUUGACUACAGGGAGCAGCACAUAUACUGGACAGAUGUAACUACCCAGGGUAGCAUGAUCCGCAGAAUGCACCUUAAUGGAAGCAAUGUUGAUAUUUUGCACCGCACAGGCCUCAGCAACCCAGAUGGACUUGCGGUUGACUGGGUGGGUGGAAAUCUGUACUGGUGCGAUAAGGGGAGGGAUACGAUUGAAGUUUCAAAAUUACAUGGAGCUUAUCGCACAGUGUUGGUAAACACGGGGCUGAGGGAGCCUCGUGCUCUAGCAGUGGAUGUCCGGAAUGGGUACUUAUACUGGUCUGACUGGGGGGAUCACCCUCAUAUCGGUAGAAUUGGUAUGGACGGCACCAAUCGUAGUAUGGUUAUCGACACCAAGAUCACCUGGCCUAAUGGACUUACGCUAGAUUAUGUCAAUAACAGAGUAUACUGGGCAGAUGCUCGAGAAGAUUAUAUUCAGUUUGCUGAUCUAGACGGCUCCAAUCGCCACAUAGUGUUGGCUCAGGAUAUCCCACACAUCUUUGCUUUGACACUCUUUGAAGAUUAUAUUUACUGGACAGACUGGGAGACCAAGUCAAUCAACCGAGCCCAUAAAACCACAGGCGCAAACAAGACUAUGCUAAUCAGUACUUUGCACAGACCGAUGGAUAUUCAUAUCUAUCACUCAUACCGACAGCCUGAAGUUUAUGACCAUCCUUGCAAGAAUGAUAAUGGUGGCUGCAGUAAUCUUUGCCUUCUGUCUCCUGGUGGUGGGUACAAAUGUGCUUGUCCCACCAAUUUCUACCUGGCUGCUGACAGCAAGAUAUGUCUAUCCAACUGCACUGCAAGUCAGUUUGUUUGUAAGAAUGACAAAUGCAUUCCCUUCUGGUGGAAGUGUGAUACUGAGGAUGAUUGCGGUGAUCGAUCUGAUGAACCUGAAGACUGUCCUGAAUUCAAGUGCAGACCUGGGCAAUUUCAAUGUGGCACUGGCCUUUGCACCAACCCUGCUUUCAUCUGCGAUGGGGACAACGACUGCCAGGACAGUUCUGACGAAGCCAAUUGUGCAAUUCAUGUUUGUCUACCGAGUCAGUUUAAGUGUACAGCAGCAAAUCGCUGUAUUCCUGGAAUAUUCAGAUGCAAUGGGCAAGACAACUGUGGAGAUGGGGAAGACGAGAGAGACUGCCCUGAGGUUACCUGUGCACCAAACCAGUUCCAGUGCGCAACAACCAAAAGGUGCAUCCCACGCGUGUGGGUGUGUGACCGAGAUAACGACUGCAUGGACCACUCGGACGAACCUGCCAACUGCACUCAAAUGAGAUGUGGAGUGGAUGAGUUCCGUUGUAAGGAUUCAGGGAGAUGUAUACCAGCCAGAUGGAAGUGUGAUGGUGAGGAUGACUGCGGUGAUGGAUCUGAUGAACCAAAAGAAGAAUGUGAUGAGAGAACUUGUGAGCCUUAUCAAUUCCGCUGCAAAAAUAAUCGCUGUGUCCCUGGUCGCUGGCAGUGUGACUACGACAAUGACUGUGGGGAUAACUCAGACGAGGAAGGCUGCACACCACGGGCUUGCUCGGAGAGUGAAUUUGCCUGUGCUAAUGGCCGUUGUAUAGCUGGCAGAUGGAAAUGUGAUGGAGACCAUGACUGUGCAGAUGGCUCGGAUGAGAAAGAUUGUAUGGUCAGGUGUGAGGCUGACCAGUUCCAGUGUAACAAUGGACACUGCAUCCCACAUCGCUGGCACUGUGACCAUGAUGCAGAUUGUAUGGAUGGCAGUGAUGAAGAUAACUGUGGCUCUGUGGUGAGAACAUGCCCUUUGGAUGAGUUCCAGUGUAACAAUACGCUUUGCAAGCCAUUAGCCUGGAAAUGUGAUGGAGAGGACGAUUGUGGAGAUAACUCUGAUGAAAACCCAGAGGAAUGCUUGAAAUUCCAGUGCCCUCCUAACAGGCCCUUCAGGUGCAAAAACAACCGGGUUUGCUUGUGGAUUGGUCGCCGAUGCGAUGGUGUGGACAACUGUGGGGACCAGUCAGAUGAGACCCAGUGUGAGAAGCCGACAGAGAAGCCCAAAGCCUGUGGGAAGGAUCAGUUCACAUGCUUGAAUGGCAAAUGCAUCAAUCAGGAUCAUCUGUGCAAUAAUUGGGAUGACUGUGGAGACGGGGCAACAGAUGAACAACACUGCUCAAAGAAUCCACAAUGUAGAAGCAAUAAGGCUAUGUGCGGAGAUGAAGCCGAGUGCAAAGAAAACAAAAAAACAUCAUACUGUGCCUGCAGACAUGGAUUCCAGUACAACAAUGAUAGAAAACAGUGUGAAGAUAAUAACGAAUGCUUGCAGUUUGGUGUCUGCUCUCAGUAUUGUAACAACACAAAGGGCUCCUACAUUUGCUCGUGUGCAAAGAAUUACAUCAAAGGAAGGAACCACACCUGCAAGGCAGAAGGUUCUGGGAAUCAAGUUCUCUACAUUGCCGAUGACAAUGAAAUCCGCAGUCUUUAUCCGUUCAAUCCCAACUCAGCAUACGAACAGGCCUUCCAAGGCGAUGAGACAGUGAGGAUCGAUGCGAUGGACGCUCACGUCAAAGGCAAUAAAAUCUUUUGGACUAACUGGCACACGGGCAAGAUCUCCUAUCGAGAGCUCUCGCCAUCUUCAUCAUCCUCCAACAGGAACAAGCGGCAGCUGAACAGUGGCGUCAAUGACUUGAAUAUCCCAGGCCUGAAGAUGCCGAGAGGUAUCGCAGUGGACUGGGUUGCUGAAAACAUUUACUGGACAGACUCUGGGCGGGAUGUGAUUGAAGUGGCGCAGAUGAAUGGGGAAAAUCGCAAGACGCUGAUAUCUGGGAUGAUUGAUGAGCCCCAUGCAGUGGUCGUCGAUCCGCUCAGGGGAACUAUGUACUGGUCUGAUUGGGGUAACCACCCAAAGAUCGAAAAAGCAUCAAUGGAUGGCACUUUGAGAAGAACUUUGGUGGAAAACAACCUUCAGUGGCCAACAGGCCUAGCGGUGGACUACUUUAACCAGCGGUUGUACUGGGCAGAUGCUAAGCUCUCCGUCAUAGGUAGUGUUCGUCUUGAUGGCAAUGAUCCUGUGGUGUCAAUAGACAGCAAACAAGGCCUGAUUCACCCAUUCAGCAUUGAUAUCUUUGAGGAUUAUAUAUACGGGGUGACCUACGUUAACAAUCGUAUAUUUAAGGUGCACAAAUUUGGACAUGAUCAGGUUCAGAAUCUGACAUCUGGACUGAACCAUGCCACAGAUGUUGUCUUGUUCCAUCAAUUCAAGCAACAAGAUGUAACUAAUCCAUGUGAUAGGAAGAAAUGUGAAUGGCUUUGUCUGCUUAACCCAAAUGGAGCAACCUGCACAUGUCCAAAUGGAAGAAUAAUGAUCAAUGGAACAUGUGUUGAAACAACAUCGCCAACAACAUCACCAGAUACACCUACCAUCGGUACCUGUAGUUUGCAGUGUCUAAAUGGGGGUAGCUGCUUCCUGAAUGAGAGAAGCCAACCCAAGUGCAAGUGUCAGCCCCGCUAUACCGGAGAGAAAUGUGAAACUGAUCAAUGCCGGGACUACUGCCAGAAUGGAGGGACUUGCACAGCAUCCCCAUCAGGAAUGCCAACCUGUCGCUGCCCAAAUGGAUUUACAGGAUCCAAUUGCAGACAAAAAGUGUGUGAUGGCUACUGUAAGAAUGGCGCUACCUGCACAGUGAACUCAGGAAAUCAACCAAACUGCCGCUGUCCUCCCAACAUUGAGGGCGAGAAGUGUCAAUACAGCAGAUGUGUUGGUUAUUGUGAAAACUCUGGAAAGUGCCGUUUGACCGAAGACAGUAUUAAAGAGUGCGUGUGCCCUGUGCAGUAUGAAGGUGACAAAUGUGAAGUAGAUAAGUGCAAUCGCUGUAAAGGUGGUCCCUGCAUUGUGAACAGCGGUGGUGAUGUCAUUUGCAACUGCACUGAUGGCAAAGUUGGCCGCAGCUGUUUGACCUGUGACAAUUAUUGCCAAAAUAAUGGAAUUUGUGAGAUGAAUCCGGGCACAGAAAUACCAGAAUGCAGGUGUACGUCUGCAUGGACAGGAACCCAGUGUGAAGUGUCCAGUCCUCAUACCCGAUCCAGUCUGCUGGGCGGAAAAACUGCAUCAAUAAUUGUACCAAUUAUUGUUUUGAUCCUACUAAUCCUUCUGGCUGUUGCUGCUGUAUUAUGGUACAAAAGAAGAAUGAAAGGAGCAAAGGGCUUCCAGCAUCAACGUAUGACAAAUGGAACAAUGAAUGUAGAAAUUGGAAAUCCCACUUAUAAUAUGUAUGAAGCUGAACCUGACGAUGGUGCCGGAGAACUGCUGGAUGCGGACUUUGCUUUAGAUCCGGACAAGCCUACAAAUUUCACCAACCCAGUUUAUGCCACACUGUACAUGGGAGCACACAAUAGUCGGAACUCUCUUGCCAGCACAGAUGAAAAGAAGGAGCUCCUUUCCAGAAACAGGGACGAAGACCUUGGUGACCCACUGGCAUAGACUCAGAAGACAUCCCAAUAAUUUUUUUUAGGAACACUGUAUAAAUGUACAAAAUGAAGGACUACUUUUGUAUGUGACUACAGUAUUAUAUUUUUUUUGUUUUUCUUUCAUUACCGCUACCUCUGUGUAACGUAUCAGUGGUCUUGUCAGAAUUUGUACAGACGCACUCUGGUGUUUUGUAGCGAAAAAGAAGCUCAAAUUAUGAUCACACAUGCAGACGGGAGACAAGGGUUUGUGGAUAAGGACUGGGUGUUGAAAAAAAACAAGACUGUUAUGAUUUUACUUUUGUUAAAUGUGUACAGAGAGGAGGUUUGAGACCCCAGAAUGAACUGAACCCUAAACCUGAGUUUGCAGACACCUGUACUAUACAGAAUUUUAACACUUUAAAGAGGCGGUCAGAAUUUUAAAGCAUAAAUGUUUGAGGAAUUUCUUUUCCUUGUUCUGAACAAAUUUUAUGAAAUGAAGAAAUCAUCUUCUGUUUUUAAGAAGUGUCUUGGAUUGUGUGUUCGUGUAUUGCUUUUUUUAAAAAACGAGAAAGUAAUGGAGAUUGUUUUUACUUUGAGGACAGAGCUCGAUUGUCCCAGUAUCAGAAGAGAAACAUCAGGCCAUUCCAUGCAAAGAUUCCUGUAGAGAAUUAAUGUCAGUAUUUGUAGGGACUAUAACGUAUGUCCUGAAUUUUGAUAUGUAAAUCAAAAAGCGAAAAAAGAGACUGCAGAGUACAUGUGUUAAAGCUUGCCCAAUGCAGGUUAAAAUCAAGGCUUUUCAUAAUGCAUUUUCUAAAAUAAACAUUUUUAAGGGCAUAAUCAUGUUUUCAUGUUAAGCAUCAUAGACUUAUACAAAUAUAAAAAUUAUUUUAAAUUCUUGAAUUCAAAGCAAGGGCUGUUUGCUAAUAUGUCUUCAUUUGCUUUUUAGUCUUUCAAUGUAUUUUCAGUUUUUAUUCUUUUUUUCCCCGUUGGUGAUGUUAAAGCUGGAACUUGUACUUCUAAUUUGGUUUUUUUUUUUGUUUAAAUUUUUAGUGCUUGUGAACCAUUCCAGAGCGGAUUCUUCCCUCUUUUUUGUUUUUCUUUAAUUCUUAGGGCCUUUGCUGCUAAGCCAGCUUUGUUGGAACAUUAUCGAACUCGGCUUGUUAUUAAUUACUACAGCUGAGCUGCUGCUACUACUGUGUUUGACGUAAUCAGCCAUAUGUAAUGCAUGUAACUAGUACAACUUCGAAAAACACUUCGUACCCUCUGUUAACUACAGCAUUCAUAGAACUGUCUUUGUAUCAGAAGAACGUACAAUCAUUCCUACUUGAGUUAAAUCUGUCAAACCUGUAAACAUGCAUUUUUUGAAAAAAGUUUUAAAUUAGCUUUUUUUGUUUUUGAGUAGAAAAAUGCAUGUGCUCAGUCCUUUUUGGAAAAAAAUGUUUAAUAAUUUUUGCUGGAAUAUUCUACCACUAAAUAACACAGAUAUUGUUAUAAAUAAAAAAUGUACCUAACUUGUCA
Messenger RNA from Callorhinchus milii (elephant shark), 15265 nucleotides. Its product is annotated as low-density lipoprotein receptor-related protein 1. Gene Ontology annotation, molecular function: protein binding; calcium ion binding. The transcript is spliced from 91 exons. Lineage: Eukaryota; Metazoa; Chordata; Chondrichthyes; Chimaeriformes; Callorhinchidae. The coding region runs from base 45 to 13781 and encodes 4578 amino acids. The record is from RefSeq and is a predicted model, not a curated record.